AUGAUAGAUCUAGACUCUCGAGCUCGCAGUCCUGAAAACAGCGCUCUAGAUUUGGUGACUAUGGAUGAUGAGCACGGAGAUGUGGGUCCUGUGACUAAGCCCACCGUGACCAUAAAUGUGCCAAAUGAAAUCCUAAUGGAAAGUUUUGCACGUGAUAGUCAAAUUGACGAGUCUUAUAACGAGGGAGAUGGAGAUGGAGAUGGAGAUGGAGGGGAGAUAAUGGUUGAAGUUGUGAGGUCUGAUGUGUUUGUUGAUGGAGUCAGUGAUCUUAAAGAGGGUGAUUUGGGGUCAGGAGAAGUUGGAGAGUUGAGUGGUCAUACACCGGAUAACAGAAAUGAAGCUGUGACACAAGAUUUUCGAGAGGUUACAAAUGCUUCAACUGAAGGGGCUGAAAAUAAGGUCGAGGAAAUUGAGAGGGAAGAGACAGCACUGAGUGGACCUUGGCACAUUGCAGAAAAAGUAGAGUUUAAGGUUGGCGAGUCUGUUGAUGGUGGGACCCGUGCAGUUUCUGGAUUGGGAUCACCAGGAGAUCACGAGGCCUUGAGUCCUGUGAAUGAAGUUGUUAUGGAGAAAGCUGCUGUUAUGGCUAGAGAAGAAAGGGUUAGUAAAGAUGAAGAUAGUACAAAUAACGUAACUCCAGAAAUUUUGGACCGUCCUGCAGAAGUUGCUGUUGUGGAGGAAGAUGUCAUGGUACACCAAGAAGAGACGUUGCACUUAACUUAUAAUGUUGCAAGUGAUGAUGCAUUGGUUAUGGAUUCUGUACCCUUACACGAGACGACUGAUGCAGCUGCUGAUAGUGAAGUUGCACCUAUUGAAGCUUCCCUGAACACAAAUUGUGAAUUUCCCAAUAUAGUUCGAUUUGAUGGGAUCAAUAAGAAUGUUGGAGAAAUUGGUUUAGCUCAUACUGCUUCAGAGCCCCUUGUCGAAAAUACCCAAAUGGAAUUGAGUUGCAAUAUUUUAGCUUCAGAUCAUGGAACAAAAGUUUCAGGUGAAGAUAUUUUAUCCACAGGCACAUUUGUGGUUGGUGCUGUUAUUGACAGAUUAAAUGAGGACUCGAUUCUUAAACCGGAUGUAUUAGUCUCUGAUUCUAAGGAUGAGAAUCUGGGUUUGAAAGAUUUUGAUAGCAUGAACUCCGGGACAGCACGUGGAAAUAACAGCGUUCCUUAUGCUGAUUCAGAUUCUAUUCACAAACAAUCUUUUGUUAGUGAAAGAGAGGAAGUUACGACUAUGGAAGUUGAUGGGGUGCAGGGUGUCAAAGAUGAAGGAAUAAGUAUUGACUUGCCAUGCCCUUGCAAUGACAAGAUCUUGAAGAGUGAUGGAAACUUUGAAAACGACAUGGAACACAGAAACAAAGUGUCUUGCAAUGAACUAACAGAAUCAGCUGAUGGAGGUAAUAAUACUGUGAUAAAUGAAGACGAGCUCCUCGAGGUUAAAGGUCUAGCAGAUACGAAAAAUAAUCAGGAUAUCUCGACGGGAUUAAAGCUAAAUGUCUCAAAUACAACAAAACUGACUCUUCCAAGAGAUGAAGAUAUAGUACAAGCUGAUUCAGGAAUGUAUACAGACCAGCAUCUGGUUGCCACAGCAGAGGUUGGAGUGAUAAAUGACCUAAAAGUUGCAAACUCUGACGAAGAAGUUUUGAACAGAGAUGCAUUUCUCCAAAACGAUGAGAAGGAGAUCUUUACUGAAGUUCCAUUACAAUCUCUACACGAGCGUCCGGGUACUGUUAAAAUUCUCACAUCUGGUACUCCUGCCGAGAAUACGUAUCUUUACACUAAAGGCAAAGAGUCAAAGAUAGAGACAACUCCUGUGCAAAUGGCAGAUGAUGAUGUUAUGGUGAUUGAUUCUGCUUUUGGUGCUGAAGUUGGGAUUGGCAACUUUGUUGAAGAGAAUAGAUCUAAUCAAGAUGGGAAACAAGAGGAUACUGUCCAAAUAACUGAACAGAUAACCCAUGGGCUUGAUAAGGAUGAGAUCAAGAAUCCUGUAGUCAAUAAUGCUAUAUCAAAUGAAGGGACUAGCAUAGAGGUUGUUUCUGAUGAUGCCGUUAUGACUGGAUUAGAAGUUGCAGUUGGUCCCUCUUCUUUAUAUGGCCAGAGUAAAUCCGGCUGCCUCUUUCCGGAGGCAAAUGAACUGUUGGAGAUGCCCAUAGCCACUGAUGACAUUUAUCUGGUGGAUGGAAAUCACACUGAGGCGAAUUACGUAUCCAAUGUGGUUUCUACUGAAGGGGUUAAGCAGGCUAUUGAAGCAGAAGAUGGAUCUGGAAUGAUAAGAGGCAAUGACAGUGUGCUGGGUCAUGCUUCUGAACCAAAAUUUAUGGAUGAGCAGCAGGAAAGAGAAGACGAUGACAAAUAUCAUCAAGUGGAGGACGAUGAUAGUAAGGAGCCAAUAAUAGGAAUUGAAGAACAUUCUUCUGAGACUGAUCAAUCAAAAAUAUCAAAUGACGAACCGUUGUCAUCUGUAAGCUCGAAACGAUCUCGUUAUCUAUGGCUUCCAGAAAAUGAAGGACAGCUUUCUGUAUAUGAUCUAGUCUGGGGUAAAGUCAAAAGCCAUCCCUGGUGGCCUGGACAGAUUUUUGAUCUUGUAGAUGCUUCAGAGAAGGCAAUGAAAUAUUACAAGAAAGACUGCUUUUUGGUAGCUUAUUUUGGAGAUCGAACCUUUGCAUGGAAUGAUGUAUCCGUAUUGAAGCCUUUUAGGUCACAUUUUUCCCAGAUUGAGAAGCAGAGCAAUUCAGAAGCUUUUCAAAAUGCAGUUGAGUGUGCCUUGGAAGAGGUUUCUAGACGGGUAGAGUUGGGUUUGGCCUGUCCUUGCAUACCUCAAGAAGCUCUUGAUAAGAUUGGUAUCCAGACUGUAGAGAAUACUGGUAUACGUGAAGAAUCGAGUAGAAGAUAUGGUGUGGAUCGAUCUACAAAAGCAACUUCCUUUGAGCCCACCAAACUUUUGGACUAUGUGAGGGAAUUGGCACCGUCAGCAUCUCAUGGGGCAGUUCGACUGGAUCUUGUGAUUGCCCGAUCUCAGUUGUUGGCAUAUAGUCGUUUUAAGGGUCUGCGUACACAGAUUGAAUUUUUCUUCUCUGGAGAAUUGUUAGAAAAUGACGUGCUCACACAAUCGAGUGAUGCAUUGGAUGAUUCCUUGGGCAAGGCUGCUUCUCAUAAACGGAAAGACACUCCGAUAGAUAGCUUGCAACCAAGGAAGAAGGAGAGAAGCUUCAAAGAAAUAAUGGGUUACAUGGAUUAUUCACCAGAUGGUGAUGGUGAGUCGGAUGUGAAAGAUUCAAGCAAGUCAGUUUCCUCGUCUUCUGGCAGGAAACGGAAAACACCCGAUUCUCUUGCUGAUGGAUCAGAUCCUGGUGUAAUAGUUCAUGCUGCAAAAGUAUAUACUACUAUAUCUCCAACACCUAAGCCUUCAUUUAAAAUUGGUGAAUGCAUGCGUAGAGUAGCAAGCCAAUUGAAUGCGCCCACAUUGUCAAGUUCAAAAGGCAACAUUGAUCAAACAAGAAUCGAUGGUGGCCCACAGAUCAACGAACACCAUGAAGAGGGAAGUAUGGUUGUUCCUGCGGAACUUUUUUCUCUAGACGAGAUGCUAUCACAACUUAAACUGGCGGCUCAGGAUCCCAAGAAAGGUCAUAGCCAUUUAAGAUCAAACAUUACUUUCUUUACUGGUUUUAGAAGUUCAAUUGCUUUGAAUCGGCGAGGUAGAAAGAAAAAGGCUUCUGCUGCAGCUGACGGGACUGGAGAAUUUGAAUUUGAUGAUGCGAAUGACUCUUAUUGGACAGACAGGAUUGUCCAAAACUAUUCUGGGGAGCAACUUUUGCAGGCUAGGGAGAAUGGGGGAGGACAGUAUCCGCCAGUGCAAUAUGAUCUUGAAAAAUAUCAGAACUCGGGUCGCAGAUUGCACUCUCGAAAGCGAUAUUCCAGUCGGAACCAUGUAAAUGCACCAGAGGAAUCAAACGAGUAUGUUAAUAAGAGGAAGCAAGAGUCUUUGCCCGCGGAACUUGUACUAAACUUUGCAGAGAGAGAUUCUCUUCCAUCAGAAAUCAAUCUGACAAGAAUCUUCAAGCGUUUUGGGCCAUUGAUGGAAUCAAAGACUGAAGUUGAUCGUGAUUCUGGAUGUGCUAAAGUUAUCUUUAAGAGGGGUUCUGAUGCAGAAGUCGCGUUCAGUAGCGCCAAGAAGUUCAACAUUUUCGGUCCUGUCAGGAGGAUGCAACUUGACACUGUAACUCGGAAAUCUGUUGAGAAUAUGGGAAAUACAAUCUAG
This is a messenger RNA of Fraxinus pennsylvanica, 4251 nucleotides long. The record is from the annotation of a GenBank genome assembly. Lineage: Eukaryota; Viridiplantae; Streptophyta; Magnoliopsida; Lamiales; Oleaceae.